AUGUACGACGAAAAGCCGACGGAGCCGGGCGAGCGGGACUAUUACUUCGAUCUGGGUCUGAGCGAAAAGACCACUAUCGAAGAGGUCAGGAAAGCCUGGGCUGUGCUCGUUCUAAAGCACCACCCGGACAAGAAGGCGCCCGGGAAAGCCACCGACGCCAGCGAGUUCAUACAGGUUCACGCCGCCUACGAUUUCCUUCGCGAGUCCGAUAGCAAGAAAACCGAGUAUGACCUCAAACACUCCGGAAUCCAGCAAGAAUGGAUAGACUACCGGCGAGAUCUAAAGCUCUACGAGCAGCGACAAGAUGAGCAGCGGCAGCGCGAGGUCGAAGCCGCUGAGAGGGAAGCCGAGCGUCUGCAACGAGAAGAGAAGAAGCGCAAGCAACGCGAAGAGCGAGAAGGACAAAAAGAAGCGAAGCGCAAAGAAGCAGAGCAACAGCGCAAGAUCCAGAAGUGGAAGCGAAGGGACGAGUGGGAACAGAAGAGGCGAGCUUAUAUGGACCAAGAAGAGCGGGCGCACCGGGACGCAAUAGCGCUUGGACGUGUGCCUAGGAAAUAUGCGCAGAUGUAUGCACAAUGUCCUUGCUUAGGAUGCGCUUGGCGUGCUCGUCGAGUGUACCGUGAGAAGUUCUACGGACUCCGGCCAAUGGAUCCUCAGGAACAUAAGGAAUACCGGCAAUGGAAGGCUGACGAAGCGGAGCGACGGUCUCGCGAAGUGCAGCAGCAAAAGGCGCGCGAAGAGCAGGAGCGGAAAGCCAAAGAGCGAAUGGAGCAACAACGCAAGGAAGAGGAGGCUGCACGCAAGAAGGAGGAAGCCGCCCAGCGCAAGAAGAAGGCGCGCGAGCGAGUCGCAGACGAACGCUCCAAGGAAGCCGCACGACGAGCCCGCGAAACGCAGGAGAAGGAUGCUCAGCGUCGCUUGGCCCGCGCCCAGAUCGCGCAGAAACAGGAGGAAUAUGUCAUGGAAGUUGAAAACAGCGGAGAAAAGCUCGGAGAAGAGGAGGUGAUCAUCGACAUCGGAUGGGCGAAGAAGAAGGGCGUGGCGAAAUGUCUGUAUUGCGAUACGGACAUCAGGCACUAUUCAUUCCGUUGUCCAGAGGGUGGUGCUAUUGCGUGCAACCCGUGCAAGAACAAGCUCAGCCGCUUCGCUCCUUGCAAGCUUGAGAGCGAUGGCGAAGCUGAGCCGGAGGACACUUCGGAAGAUGGAGAGUAG
This is a messenger RNA of Trematosphaeria pertusa, 1212 nucleotides long. RefSeq lists its product as uncharacterized. The record is from RefSeq and is a predicted model, not a curated record. Bases 1 to 1212 code for a protein of 403 amino acids. NCBI's taxonomy places the organism in Eukaryota, Fungi, Ascomycota, Dothideomycetes, Pleosporales, Trematosphaeriaceae. The transcript has 2 exons.